AUGUCUCAAUUAGAUUUAUCUUUAUAUUUAAAUCACUAUUUUGUUUUACUAUUAUUAUUUUUUUUAUUAAUAAUUUUAAUAAGUUUAAGAUUUUAUAAUUUUUUCUUAGUUUUAAACAUAAGAAAUAAUUUUAUUUCAAAUAGUUCAGAAUCAAUUAAUAAUAAUUUUAAACAAUUUUCUAUAUUAUAUAAUAUAUUGAAAUUAUAA
Molecule: messenger RNA, 207 nt
Organism: Hydra vulgaris (swiftwater hydra)
Lineage: Eukaryota; Metazoa; Cnidaria; Hydrozoa; Anthoathecata; Hydridae
Source: the annotation of a RefSeq genome assembly